AUGCCGUGGUAUGCUCCGUGGUCCGACGUGAUCAAGAAAAAGAUCUGCCGGUUUCUGCUCCAGCGCUACCUGGGACGGUUUCUGGAGGAGAAGCUGUCUCUCGAUCAGCUGAACGUCGACUUCUACAACGGCACCGGCACCGUGCACAACGUCACACUCUAUUGUCAGGCCCUGAAUGAACUGUGCGAAGGUCAAGGAUGGGGUGUCGAGGUAACCGGUGGACACAUCGGAUCGGUCACAGUGAACGUGCCGUACGAGUCGCUGCUCGCAAAGGAUAGCUCGAUCGAGGUGUCCAACCUCACCAUAAGCGUGCGGCCAAAACCCCGACCCACGGAUGGCACUUCGAUGCUCGAAUCGAUGUGGUCGUCGAUGUCUAGCUCGAUGCAACUGGCACAGGAAUACCUAGAGCGGGAGAGCACCGUCGGGACACCGGAUCCUAGCAAUGGCGGUAGCGGGACCACCCCCAGUGGCAGUGGACUGCCGUCGAGUGCCAUGGAAGGGCUAGAAAACUUUGCACAAAUCAUCGACAACGUUUUGAAUAGGAUUAAGGCGAAGCUGUUGGACACAGAAAUUAGAAUAGAGUAUCUGACACCGGAGGGUGACCGUGGUGUCGCUGUGAUAGUGAAAAUCAAAAGUAUCGAUUACCAGAAUGAAGCUGGUAACGAUCCACCGGACCGCAGCCCGAGGCCAUCGUCUGCUGCUGCAUCGGAUGUGUCGGGCCCGUCGGUUGGUGGCAGCACCAAGCAUUACCAACAGCAGCAGCAACAACAAAAAUCGUUCCUCAUAGCGACACACGCUACGCAUCACAUCACGAUCGAGGGCAUCACGUUCUACACGGAAGAGUUCCGGAUAGAUAGUCCCAAGUUGCGCCGGCGGCAACGUCCAACGGCGCACGACGCUGGUGGCAAAGGCGAAAGUAUGAUUGCAAGCGAGCAAUUUCUUAGCACGGUGUCCAAUCUUCCCGAUGCUACCGGCGGCUCAUUUAUGCCUAACGCCAGCUACGAUGGAACCGAGUUCUUUGGACGGAGUACCGCAAGCCCCUGUGAUACUGGCAGCAGCAGCAGCCCCGGGAGUGGUGGGCAAAGUACGGCAGCGCUCGGUGAGGAUGGAAGAUUUUACCGGCGAAGCGACAGCAGUGGAACGGACCGCGAAACCGAAGGGGAGGAUGAGGACGAAGGGGAUGACCACGGUGAAUCCGGGGUACGUAUGUACCCGUCCGGAGAGAUUAUUGUCGGCAAGGUCACUUCGAAGCAGGAAAUUCGGCUGAAGAUGAAGCAGGCGGACAAUUUGCCUGGACCAAACGUGGAACUCGAACUGUCGGUGGGCUCCAUCCAGCUAUUCAUGACACCGAGGCAGCUGCAUUCGCUGGUGCUUCUAUGCGAUGGAUUUCUGGGCGGCGCCGAAGAACCGAUGCCCCCCGAAGUGAAACGGACCGGCGGAGACAUGAGUGGUGCCGCUCGCCGAAGACAGCAAGAAGCGGCCGAUUUGGAUUUCCAGCAAAACAUGGCACGCAUGGGAGGCGGUAUCGGCAUCAACCAGGGUUGGUCACUGGCCGAUCCGAUGCAGGCGAUGAUUCAAGAGCAGGCCGAAUUCCUGGAGCGCGAGUUCCGUGACGAAGGUGUCUGCUCGGAGUCGAUCAUGUCGUCGAACAGCUCGAUGACCAGUUCGUUUACCUCCUCCAGCACCGUCUCUCGUACCACUUCUGCCGCCAGCCGCCGUCGCAUGAUCGACCCGGACGCGAACGCCGACAUUUCAAAGUUCAAUGUGCGAGUGGCGGCCAUCGCGCUCGUUCUACUGCACGACGAUCUGCUGCUGCUGGAAGGCAGCGAUCGGACCACGGAGCGAAUGGGAUCACCACUAUCGGAAGCCAGUGUGCAGCAGCUGCAGACGAAAGCUGAUCGAUUUUUCCGUGCCAUCGGCAGCCUCGGGUUCGGGCUCAGUGCGAACGACGUGGUUAACGCCGGGCUCAUCCUCGACAGUGGGUGCGAUAGCAGUCACCUGCGAUUGCUUCUGGCACCGAUUAUUCUUGAAGGCGACGAACAGCGAAACCGGUGCGGUUCACUGUUACGCUUCACGGUGGCGAUCGCACGAGCCGAUUUCCGUGAGGCGCUUCCGGAACUGUCGGUGCCACUGGUGGAGUUCCACCGCGAACAGCGCCCUACGCCCAGUGCAUCCAGUGCUCUCCCAAAGCGGCCCGAAAUAGCCAUCAAUUUCGAGCAAAGCUGCAACGCCUUGCGCGGUGGCACAAGCGGUGGAAAGCGUUUUUCACCGCCACGCACCAAAAUCCAUGUCACGAUGGCACCGUUUUUGACCGAGUUUGAUAUAACCCUGCUCGAUCGACUGAGUUCGGCCCUCUAUCAGGCCCCUUUCGCGACCUACUACCACGCUCACUCCGUGCGCACGCCAACAGUUUCGACCCCCCACAGUCCAUCGACGCCGUCGACGAAUCGAUCGAAAAUGGAAGCGAAAACCGAGCUGCAGCUCGAAUCGCUGGAGGUGGACUUUCGGUUGCGCUUCCCCAUUCCGGACCUUCGGCCGAUACACGAUCCUCAGCGGGUGCCGUGGUGGCGACGUAACGUUCGGCCGGACUAUCUCCUGCUGAAGCUUGACCAGGUGCGCACAGUGGUCACGCUGAAUCCUCAUCCACUGUACGAUAUUUCGGCCAACGCCAUUAAACUUUUGUACUACGAAACGGAUUCGAAACCCGGCGCCAACGCAGCCGGGGUGAAUAUUGGUAAAACUGUGAUGCAAGAAAAUGCCUCCCCGGGACAGGUGCCCGCCGUUACGUACCCGCGCAUAGUGAUUGAGAUGCCGAGCGAGGAGUCGUUGCAGAAAAGCUUGCUGGAAGGUGGCACUACGGCGGAGCCGCCAACCAAAGCAACGCAGCGAAGUUCCGGCGGACAGCGUAACUACGAGGAAAGCGACAGUGAGCCAACGUCGGGUGAAAGCUUCGGUGUGGCCACGGGAUGUUCGAAGGAAGACACUCCGUUCAGUGCGAAGCGUGUGUGCCGGGAAAGCGAUACGCCGCAUUCGAAAGCGGCCACGGGAGCGCCGGAGGCACCGGAAACGCUAACACUGCCCGGCGAUACGGAAGAAAUGAACACGUUCUGUGCGUGCGCCAUGAAACGCUCCAAGCUGCAGAUACGGAUUGAUCUCCCGGUUGUUAGUUUGCAACUGAAGUCGAAGCAUCUGUACGAGCUAAUUUACAAUCGCAUCAGCACGGACCUGUUGCUGUGGGAACCGAGCGCUCCGUCGGCGAGUUCCGCGCCCGAAGCGCAGCCGAAUGCUCACAGCGCAACGAAAGUGUCCUUCUGCGAGCCGGAAAUAAACCUUGCCGGAAUGGGCAUGAUGGACUCGAUCUACAUGCCCUACACAAUGUGCCAAAGUGGAAUUCAGCUUGAUUCCAGCUCGUCCGCAUCGAACUCGGAAACGGAAUCCGAUUCCGAUGGCAUUUUUUACUCGGUGUACGAUCGAAGCACGAUGCACGCAUCGGGCAGUGGAUCCACGGCAGGGGCCACCGGAAGCUUCACAGGAAGAAAAGGGUCUUCGCACUCGCAGCGUAAAUCGUCGCAUGGUGGCUUUAAACUAGCCGCCGGCUUGCCGGGUUCGAAUGCCGAACGGUGCAGCAACACGGUCGCUUUUCAAAUCAACAUUGGCCAGGGAAUCGUGACCAUGUUUGCACCGGUUCGCGAUGGACAGAAGCACGUCAUUCCCGGGCAGUUGGGUGAGUCCGUGGUGCGCCUCAAUUCCGGUUACAUCUUCUCGGUGAGCGGCUUCCGUGGCAACACGAACCUGGGCUACCUGUGCAUUCAGGCAAAGUCGGCCGAGUUCUAUCACUGCGGUUUGAUACCAACCCCGUCGAGCAACCCGCCGUUGCGGCUCAUCAACAGCGUGCUGCCGCCGUAUCUGCAGUGUACCCUGUAUCCGACACCGAAAAACUUAACGCUGCAUGAACAGCGUGGCUGCGCGAACCGCGAGAUGCUGUCGUUGGCGAUUCAAAUAAAAACCGUACCAGAUCUGGCCAUCAAGCGCAUCCGGAUGGCAGCUGGCAUUCAGCUGACCACUCUCCGGCAUCACUCGACCCUCCCGCAGCACGCCUGGUUGACCCAGCUGCUCGACAUGCUGGACGUAGUCGACUAUCCGGUGCCUGGCUACACGCCGCUCGGCGUUGUCACCGAGAUGCAUCUGCACCUGUGGGACUGUGCGAUCGACUAUCGGCCACUAUACUUCCCAUAUCGUGCCAUCAUCACCGUCGGGUCGUUCAUGAUCAGCAGCAACAUUACGACGGCCAGCAGUGGCCUUACACUGAACUUUAUCGCCGAGGACGUUACGCUCAGUUUGGCACCGCAGCCAACCGUUUCCGCCGGCAAGGACAGUGGCCAGUCUUCCAGUGGUCAGUCGGGCUCAUCGACAACCUCCAGCAGCAGCAGCAAAAUCACAGUCCUCCCGUCGGCGGAGCUCGUUUGCGUGGUCGAGGUGGGACUGUUUGAAAUUUCGCUCAUGCUCAACGAGCGGGUGACGGUCAAGUUCCCGAAGUUUGAUCUCCGCACGGCCAUCAACGAUGUGCACGUACGCACGUGUGCCGAUUCGGCCCGAGCGUUGGCUCAAUUGAUCGGCUAUCUGGCCGCCGAAGGAGAUCUAUUGCUGGUCGACGCAGGUGAAGGAAGCGAUCAACUGCCACCCUCUGCGGCUCGGUCAUUGGCCGGAACCCCCGGUAGUGGCCCGGAUUCGCAGGAAGGCUAUUGCAGUAGAGGAGGUCUUCCGAUGGGAGGUGAAACCGAAGGUGAUUUGCUGCCGGUUAGGCCACCGUCAAGUACGAAUGCCCCAGUCGUGACGCCGAAGCAACAAGCACGCGUCAACACACUGAUGGCCGAUGCGAUGGAGGAAAGUUUGUACAUCGAAAGCACGGCGAGUGGUGACGAAUCCGUGGACGAUGCGCUACUCCACGGCGGCGGUGCUGGCGGCGAUGGUGUGGAAGUGUUUUUCUUUCCCGACGAAGACCAGACCCGGGUGCACUUCAAGGGGGACGAUGAAAGCAAAAAAGGACGGCUCGGUAGAGCCCGGCUACUCGACAGCAACAGCUGUAAGCGCCGCUUUGGCUCUGACGACGAUUCCCUCAGCAUCGACGAUGUUUCGAGUGUUCCUUCGUCCUUCCACGACGACGACCACUACCUGCGCCAGCAUGACACAAACCCUUCGUCGGUGCCACAAACGGACGAUGAUAGUAGCAGCAUGAAUAUGCGCGAGUUACUAAACUUCGAAACCUCAGUUCUUGGGCAACCACCGGUCCACUAUGGGCCGUCAGGGGACGUCUAUGACGACGACGAGGGUGCCUGCGAAGCACUGCCCCAGGUAACGAUGGAUCUGGGCGACGUGAGCAAGUUGAAUCGACGAGCGGAAGGCUCGCCCUCCGGGACUGUCGGUACUGCGGGGCAGCGUAAAAUUAGCUCGGACACGGACGAUGACUUUUGCAUCAUCGCCGACGAAGAGCGACCGCAUCCGGGCGAGGAUGCGAACCGAAAUCAAGAGGUGCCCGUAUCGGACGAUCCGAUACGGAUCGUGGACAAUCAUUUCAGCGUUCCGUCGGGCAAACCGGAUCUGCUGAAGGCGCCGGAUGGUUUCCCGUCCGCCGUUGAACGGUACACAAUCUGCGAGAUGACCGUCACCUGGCACAUCUACGGUGGGCACGAUUUUCUCACGAAAGAAGAUCGCCGCCGUCGAGCCAAACAUGCGCCCGGUAGUCAGGCGGGCACCGUCGGAACGGCCGUGAAAGCGGAAUCCACAGCCGCCGCAUUCACUGCGCCCGCCUUGCCAAUGUCGGAGGCAUACAAAUCGGGGGUCAGCUACUCGAAGGGAUCGCCAUCGGUGAGCUUUGGCGGUGCGACGAACGCGGCCCUCGCCCGGUUGACGUGGAAGACGCGGGGCGGCCAGGAACGGCGUCACGAUGUUACGAUGGAAAUCCACAUUAGCAAGGUACAGUUUUCGCACGAAUCAUACCCAUCCAACACAAAGGAAGCGUCCCGCCAGGUGCUGUUGAUCAACGAGCUCGAGAUCGUCGACGGGUUGGCCGUUUCCAGCAUCAAAAAGUUCCUCUACCACCCAAAGCUACCGAGUCGACCGCAAAGCAAGCAAAGCUCAAACCACCACAUGGUGGUCAUCAAAGCACUGCACGUUCGCCCGAAUCCGGUGCUACCGGCCCAGGAGUGCUGUUUGCGCGUCUCGGUACUACCGAUCCGCCUCAACAUCGACCAGGACUCGUUGCUUUUCUUGAUCACGUUCUUCAACCAACUCGGAGGCGGCGGUGAUCUGAAUGAUUCGAGCUCGAUAGCAGGUCCGUACCCGAAAGGCCGAUCAUCGCAGACCGUUACACCUGCCCACCAGCCACCGGUCAUGACGGUCGAACCGGUGCCUGAAGCGGUACAGGAGCUGCAAGCGAAAAAGAUGGUCUCCGAGAACCUGAUGCUGCUGAUCGAGGAAGAGGAAAAACACAAGGAGGCCCAAGAUAGUUCGGCGUACGGCAGCGAGGCGGGUGAUGCGGCACCGAUCUACUUCCGGCACGUCAUCUUCAGCCCGGAUGUGCCCAUUCGAAUCGAUUACCACGGCAAGCGGAUGGAGCUUUCGCACGGUUCGUUGGCGGGUCUGUUGAUGGGCCUCGGCCAGCUGCAGUGCUCCGAGAUACGGCUGAAAAAGAUCUCCUACCGGCACGGGCUGCUCGGUGUCGACCGGUUACUGAAUUUCCUGCUUCAGGAGUGGCUGCAGGACAUUAAGAAACACCAGUUGCCGAAAAUCAUCGGAGGCCUCGGGCCGAUGUACUCGUUGGUGCAGCUUUUCCAGGGUGUGUGGGAUUUGUUCUGGUUGCCGAUCGAGCAGUACCAGAAGGAUGGCCGCAUUGUGCGUGGACUACAGCGGGGCGCGCAGAGCUUCACGGCCCGGACGGCCUUGGCUGCGCUGGAAAUCACCACGAGAAUCAUUCAUUUGCUGCAGAUAACCGCUGAAACGGCGUACGAUAUGAUUUCGCCUGGCCCAUCGAUCCGUCGGGGUCGCGGCAAUCGUAAAGGAAAACGAAAGCGUCUUCACCCACCGCAUGACAUCCGCGAAGGAAUGUCCAACGCCAUACAGAUCGUGCGCGAGGGAAUUUCGGAAACGGCUCACAAUCUGGUGGAAAUCACGGCACUGGAGCAUGACCAGAAGGGAUACACCGGUGCCGUCGGGGCCGUUAUGCGCCAAAUUCCGCCGAUCGUGGUGCAACCGAUCGUGCUAGCCACACAGGCCACUAGCAACGUACUCGGAGGCGUGAAGAAUCAGCUCGUACCCGAUGCACGGGCGGAGGCACGAGAAAAGUAUAAGGAUGAUGUCGAGUGAUUCUGCGCCAGCCAUGCCGUCACCAUUGAUGGAGUGAUUAGGUGUAGGCUACAUGUUUUACCCGCCCGAGUGAAUACGCGAUUGAUCAAUCGACCUGGCUCGAUUGAUACUUGUCUUUUAUGUUUAUUCGUUAAUUCAUUUAUCUAACAUAAGUCUGUCCCCUGUCCCAGCUUCCCUCCUUUUUGCGUACCGAGGCAGCUGCACAGAUCAUAAUGCUCUGAUUUAGUAACUCCUAUGCUUCUGUGGCUUUUCGUACUCCAUGGAAACGAAACUUAAACUAACUGAUGUAAGUGAUAAAACGAAAGUUAAA
This is a messenger RNA of Anopheles bellator, 7672 nucleotides long. Its product is annotated as autophagy-related protein 2 homolog A. Gene Ontology annotation, molecular function: phosphatidylinositol-3-phosphate binding. Gene Ontology annotation, cellular component: phagophore assembly site; extrinsic component of membrane. The transcript is spliced from 9 exons. Bases 1 to 7362 code for a protein of 2453 amino acids. The record is from RefSeq and is a predicted model, not a curated record. Gene Ontology annotation, biological process: piecemeal microautophagy of the nucleus; autophagosome assembly; reticulophagy. NCBI's taxonomy places the organism in Eukaryota, Metazoa, Arthropoda, Insecta, Diptera, Culicidae.